UGGCUAAUGUUAUGUGAUUGAUGUUCCACAGGAGUUUACUGUAGGAAAGAACAGCUGUCUACAGGCAGCUGUAGACAUGAUAGAAGGUGAGAAGCAGGGGACGUACCUGUGCCCUCCCGACCUGCACUGUGCUUUAUGUCUGUGAUUGUUGUUCCACAGGAGUUUACUGUAGGAAAGAACAGCUGUCUACAGGCAGCUGUAGACAUGAUAGAAGGUGAGAAGCAGGGGACGUACCUGUGCCCUCCCGACCUGCACUGUGCUUAAUGUUAUGUGAUUGAUGUUCCACAGGAGUUUACAGUAGGAAAGAACAGCUGUCUACAGGCAGCUGUAGACAUGAUAGAAGGUGAGAAGCAGGGGACGUACCUGUGCCCUCCCGAUCUACACUGUGCUGCCGUCACCUUCCUACAUGCUCUGUGGCAGGACAGGAGAGAUGGGGCUCUGUCUGUACUCAGGGGGAGAGAGAAGUUCUGGGAGAGCCUGCUCCUGCCCCUACAGAAAGACCUACCUGCCAUCCACACUAACCCCCAGGUGGUGACAGGGCAGCUGAAGACAUGUGCACAUGUCAUGAACAUCAUGGCUAUGGAGGUGCACAGUAUCGGCAGUACCUCUCUAGACAAGGAGCUAAAGAAGUGUCUAAAGGACUUUGCAGAUAAGAAGAGAUUUAUUCAUUGGUCUGAGUACAUGACCAGCCUGGUUGAACACCUGUGUGAGGAGGAGGGGGGUCCUGUGGACCCUGCCCACCUGAGGGAGAACCCGUACCUGGUGUUCCUGUCCGCCUGUAGGGUGGCGCUACUGGUGGCAGCCAGUCAGGAGGUCACCAUGCACCUGUCUGACAAAAACACCAAGGUCAAGAUCAUCCACAACAUCCUCACAGGGAUUACAACAUUGGUGUCCCAUCUUGACUCUGUGCUGACUGUUAAGGCAGCCACAUUGCUGACUGGACUCUAUGUUGCCCUACUGCCACACUGGAAGGGAAGCCUCCAGCCUCUUGGACAGUUGGAGAAGCUGGUACCAAUUCUUGAGGAUGUUGUAGGGGAUUCUCAGCCACUGAAAAAGAUCAAAACGCCACUCUUCUCUGCUAUCCUCACAUUACUUAAAAUCAAAGGAGAGGACAGUAUCACUGAAGAUACAGAACUGGUGUCCAGACUGUUGUCUGUGGUCUGUACUGUGGUACAGGAAGCCACCAUCUACAGACCACCACAGUCUACAGAGACUGUUAAAACAGCAGGAACCAAUGGGCAGGGGGAGAACAAUGAUGUAGCCAAUGGUGACUCAGGCAUGCAGACAGCUAAGAAAGAUACCUACUCUUUGGAGAACCAGUCUGUGUGUGUACUGGAAGCCCUGUGUUCUGUACCAGAGGUGUGGUUAGAAGCCAUGAGAAGACACUGCCUCCUACAGGCCCUCCUGUCCACAGUGGAGACAUGUCUAAACAACAGAAGGAACCUGUCGUUUGUGGAGACUGCCAUGCAGCUCUUCCUAACUGCAGCAAAGGAACCCAAGGCAGCCUUUGUUCUAGCUGGAAGUGGAGUAACACAACACCUGUGUAUCCCACUCUCUACAACAUACCAGUCCCCCCAGGACUUCAGUGGUACAGUCCUCUCAUCCCUGAAUGGCAGUGAGAAAUCCCUGGAUGCCUCAUCCUGGCCAGGGGUGUACAGGAUGGCAUUAGAUCUGGAGGCAUUACUCUUGGGUACACUGAAGCAUGACUUCCUGUCUGAUGCCUUAGAUUUUGUUGGAGUUCAUCAGGACAGAAUGCUACAGUGCCUGUAUGCAGUGAGGUCCAACCUGUUGCCAGCCUGCCUGUUGGAGGUGGAGAAAACCAGUUUGUUCCUGUUCCAACUGGUUCAUCACAGCAGGGAGUGGCAGUUCCACCUGCCACAGCUGCACCAGGCCAUGAAGGAGGCAGUGUGCCAUCUUGUCCACACCUGUGCAGCACUGCUAUCCCGCCCCCGUUUACUGGACCACAUGGUACAGUCCAACACAAAACAUCCCAGGAGUACCCCCCAGAGACAGACCUCAGUGACUCGCACCCUCCGACAUUCCUCUUCUUCUGAUGAUGUGGACAAACCAAGUCAGGAGCUUCUUCAAGUCCAGGCAAGAUUGCUGAGGAUACUGGGUAACUGCCUGUCUAUGCUGAGACAUCUGACUCCCAACCUGUGUGAGAUCCUUUUGGACCAGGCGAUGGAUGUGAGUGAGUACCCCCUGAUGUUUGCCCUGGCGUUCGGGAGCCCCACGGUGGACCAGGACUCGCCCCCCUCCCUGGGCACACUGCUGGCCUGUGUGAACCUGGGACUGAGACUGUUGGUGAAGGUGGAGCCCAGCAGGGUGACUUCACCAGUCAAGUCACCAGGGGGAGCUGCUCCUGUACAGAAACCAGUUGUCCUGUACAUCCUGGAGAACUCCCUACUGUUGCUGAUGUCACAUGCAGCCCGUUACCUGAGGGAGCCUGGGAUACCUGUCCGAGACAAACAGCUCAUGAAGAGGGAGCUCAGCACAGAGCUGGGUACAUUUCUACUGAGUUUGCAGCGUUACAUCAAGCGUGGCGCACCCCCCUCCCCUGGAGCAUCCACCCUACCCAGCCCACAGCAGUUCCAGCGAGGCGCUACGCCCAGAAUGGCCUUCGGUUCCUCCAGGAACACGCCUUCUUCCAGCUUGUUAACACCUUCAUGAAGCGUGUCUUGCGAUAGAAUAGCCUUAUCUUUAUUGUUUACAUUACGGUGGUAUCUCACUGAACUUGGGGCACAGGUGCGGCACAGCGGGGUUCGUUCACUGCUGCACUGUUUUCUUAUUUUCGCCGAUUUUUUAUAAAUUACAUUUUGUGUAAUAUGUAAAAGUAUGACUUACCAGACAACAAAAUACACAAAACAUAAGAAAAUUUGUUCAUCUCUGAAAUUCAUUGACUCAUCUACAAACCCAGCAGUACCACACCAGUGCCUCAAGUGCGGUGAGAUACCACCUUUAGUCAUCAUGUGUAUGAGUCAAACAGUUAUUGUCAAUUCAGAUCUAUAACAUUUAGUGGAACACAGCACAGUAACGUUGAAAAAACUGUGAUCGUUGCUAUGAGUUUGGUAAGAAAAAUGUACAAUGUUCCAUAAUAAAAUGGAUUUUGUCACAAAGUAUGACUGUGUUCAAUAAGUUCAGAGUAUGUAACAGGAACUUUAGGAAGUAAUGCCAUUUGUGUAAAAGUUCUCCAAACUUAUGAAGUGUAUCAUUCAGUAUUUUUGAAGUACAUUGUAUUGAGCAUUUGAUAUAUACAUUGCAAUGUGUACAGCUAACUGUUUUCUAUCACUUUUAUUUCCUGUGAUACUUUCUUUAGUAAGACUGAACCUCAGAAUAAACGUUAACAGUUUUCAAAGACUGUAGAAAAAGCAACCAAGUUUAGUGGAAAGUGUUGAAGGUCAGGAUAUUUUCGUAUGAGAUGAUUUUAAGACAGGCUAGGUGAAGGCGAAUUAGUGAAGUAGAUACAUGACUUUUUGUACAAGUAAAGAAGAUGAAAA
This is a messenger RNA of Branchiostoma floridae (Florida lancelet), 3497 nucleotides long. RefSeq names its product nucleoporin NUP188 homolog. Gene Ontology annotation, cellular component: nuclear pore inner ring. Bases 334 to 2670 code for a protein of 778 amino acids. NCBI's taxonomy places the organism in Eukaryota, Metazoa, Chordata, Leptocardii, Amphioxiformes, Branchiostomatidae. The transcript has 15 exons. Gene Ontology annotation, biological process: protein import into nucleus; RNA export from nucleus. Gene Ontology annotation, molecular function: structural constituent of nuclear pore. The record is from RefSeq and is a predicted model, not a curated record.